Vespula vulgaris is the source of this 3958-nucleotide messenger RNA. RefSeq lists its product as uncharacterized. The transcript is spliced from 20 exons. The record is from RefSeq and is a predicted model, not a curated record. Gene Ontology annotation, cellular component: peroxisome. Gene Ontology annotation, molecular function: alcohol-forming very long-chain fatty acyl-CoA reductase (NADP+) activity. Lineage: Eukaryota; Metazoa; Arthropoda; Insecta; Hymenoptera; Vespidae. Gene Ontology annotation, biological process: long-chain fatty-acyl-CoA metabolic process. The coding region runs from base 288 to 3665 and encodes 1125 amino acids.
UUCUCAUAAACGAUCGUCUGCGAUCAGCUUCCAUUUCUAAGAACGAACGUAUCUCUUUCCCGAUUGGCAUCGUUUUGUUUCAAACGUGAAUUUGCAAACGACUCUCGUUUGAUUCCUCUUUGAUAAUCGUCCAUUAUAAUUAAAUCGCGUAAACGGAUUUUUCUCGAGAUUAUUUAUCGAGUUAUCCUUAUUUUUCGUGCUUAAACUUUGAUAUCUAGAUGGCACUGUAAGCCAGUCUUCGAGCAGUAUCGUAACGGUGCACUCGAUAAUUACGUACUCGUACAGUAAUGCAUCAUAGAGUCAGUCCAGGUCGUUCGUUAGGGCGAACGAUGCAUCGAGGAAUGAAUCGAAAUCAAUCGGGAAAAGUAGAAAUGGUGGAAGUGCUGUUGGAAGCGGGCGGACAGGAAGUGGCAGUCGCCGAAAGCGGCUCGAGAGCUGGUACCCCGACGGAGUACGCGCCAACGGAUAUGCAAUCGUCCGUCGAGAACGUCGAGAAGCUUACGGUCAUUCAGGAGUUUUACGACGGCCAAAGUAUAUUCGUUACCGGCGGCACGGGCUUUCUCGGCAAAUUAUUAAUCGAGAAAUUGUUGAGGGGAUGUCCCGGUAUCAGCUGCAUUUAUGUUCUGAUACGUUCGAAAAAAGGGAAGGACGUUCUUCAGCGCACGGAAGAAAUGAUCGAAGAUCCGGUGUUUUCGACGCUGAGAGAGGAGCAACCGAAAUUCCGACAUCGCAUAGUGGCCAUCGAGGGCGAUUGCAUUCUGCCGGAUCUCGGUAUCUCGAUGACCGACAGAGCUACGCUCAUGCGCGAGGUCUCUAUCGUCUUUCAUGUCGCCGCGACCGUAAGAUUCAACGAGAAAAUAAAAUCGGCGACGGCUAUCAACGUUCGAAGUCUGAAGGAUGCGAUAAACUUGUUCAAAGAAAUGCCGAAACUAAGGAGUUUCGUUCACGUAUCCACCGCUUUUGCGAAUUGCCUCCACAACCCGAUCGAGGAGAGGUUUUACGAUCCGCCGAUAGAUUCGGACAAGUUGAUCGAUUUGAUGGAUUGCAUGGACGAGAAAUUGCUCGACGAUAUUACACCGCAAUUACUUGGAACAUGGCCAAACACUUACGUUUACACGAAAUCGGUCGCCGAGAACGUAGUAAAAAAGCAGGCUGGCUCGAUACCGAUUGGAAUAUUUCGUCCAGGAGUUGUGAUAUCUACGUAUCAGGAACCCAUUCCAGGAUGGAUCGAUAAUAUGUACGGACCAAUAGGAAUUGCAGCAGGCGCUGGAAUGGGACUGAUACGAUCUCAUCAUUGCGAUGGAUCGAUAAAAGCGAACUUGGUACCCGGAGAUUUGACGAUCAAUGCGCUAAUCGCUAGCGCCUGGGACGUUGCCAAUAAUCGAAGAUCCAACGAAGAUACUCCCAUUUAUAAUUACGUGUCUAAGGACAAUCCAAUCACUUACGACGAAUUGAAAGACAUGUCUGCCAAGUACGGACUAUUGGUACCGACUAAGGAAUCGAUUUGGUAUUAUAGCUUCAGAAAUACAAAGUAUCGUCUGGUCCAUCUCUUUUACGUCUACUUUUUACAUCUAUUACCGGCUCUCGUAAUCGAUACGGUCGCAUUGUGCAUGGGCAAGCAACCGAGGUUACUCAAGAUAUACAAUAAAAUUCACAAAUUUAUGGACGUACUCAGUCACUUCUCUACAACCGAAUGGAAAUUUACGAAUGAAAGAUUGAACGAACUGACGAGGAAGUUAACGAGCGAAGAUCGUAAACUGUUCUUUUGCGAUAUGAAAGAAGUCGUUUGGGAUACCUACUUUCAAAGCUAUCUGCGAGGAAUAAGAAUAUAUAUCUUGAAGGAUCCCAUUGAAACUGUUCCACAAGCUCGUAUUAAAUGGCAAAGGCUUUACUGGAUGCAUCAAACAUUGAAACUUGUUGUCGCCUGCGUCUUUCUUAUCAUCACGUGGACUAUGAUUUCCAGAGUGCUUGUAACAUUCGGAUACGCAUACACCGUUCAGUUUUCCUCGAAACUUGGUACCGUACUCGUAUUCGCCUCCUGCUACCUUUCUUCGAUAUCAUUGGACUUGAAUCAGGACAAGGAAUCGUAUCAAAAAAAAAUGAGCACGAAACUGACUGAUUUGGGAGAAACGAAUAACAAUAACAUCUCGGACCUCGCGUUCGACGAAAACGAACGGCGCGGGACACCUAUUCAAGAAUUUUACGCGGGACAGAAGAUCUUUAUAACGGGUGGAACAGGCUUUUUAGGAAAAGUCUUGAUAGAGAAACUUUUGCAAAGCUGCCCUCACGUUGCUCGUCUUUACCUACUGACGCGACCAAAAAAGGGAAAAAAUGCGCAAGCUCGGAUAGAGGAGCUAUUUCAGGAUCGCGUGUUCGAUCGAAUAAAGAGAGAGGUGCCGAAGUUUCGGGACAAGGUCGUGGCCAUAUGCGGGGAUUGUAGCGUCGAGGAGCUAGGAAUUUCGGCCGAAGAUCGUAGAACACUCAUAAACGAGGUGUCGGUGGUCUUUCACGUGGCGGCGACGGUUCGAUUCAACGAGAAACUGAAGCUCGCAUCCGCCAUAAACGUUCGGAGUACCAAUGAUCUAUUGGAACUGUGCAAAUCCAUGCCGAAACUGAAGGCGUUGGUUCACGUGUCGACGGCCUACGCGAAUUGCUUCGAAAAACGAGUCGAGGAACGCUUCUACGCGUAUUCCAUUCAUCACGAGGAACUGAUAAGAUCAACGAACGAAUUGUCGGAAGAAGAACUAGAGAAUAAGUUUCAGUGUAUCAAAAAGACAUGGCCAAACACGUACACGUUCACAAAGGCUAUGGCGGAAAGUCUCAUAAGAGAGAAACACGGGAAUCUACCGAUAGGAAUAAUUCGACCUGCUAUAGUGAUAUCGACGGCGUACGAACCUAUCAAAGGAUGGCUCGACAACGUCUACGGACCGAACGGGAUUGCCGCUGCCGUUUCGAGCGGUAUUUUAAGGGUGAUGCAGUGCGAUCCCAACAGUAUCGCCGAUAUAAUACCCGUUGAUAUCACCGUAAAUGCCUUGAUCGCAUCCGCGUGGGACAUUUAUACGCAAACAAAUAGGAGAGGAAAUGACAUGCUCAUUUAUAACGUCGUAGCAUCGGUGGACGCACCUCUGACGUGGCUCGACUAUAAUAAAAUGACUUAUCCUCAUGUCGCUCGCUAUCCACCGAGCUCUAUACUGUGGUAUCCAACCCUCACGCUGACCAAAUAUAAGUCGCUCUACAAGUUUUUGUCUAUAUUCCUUCACCUAAUACCCGCGAUUCUCGUGGAUACAGCGCUGAUCUGCAUCGGCCAGAAGCCAAGAAUGCGGAAUAUAAUAGGAAAAAUUACCAACUUUUGCGAUGUCAUAGCGUUCUUCAGCACCGGAAAUUGGAUAUUUAUCAACAACAACGUACAAAACAUGUGGCAAAGAUUAAAUUCGAAGGAUCAACAACUUUUUAAAUUUAGUAUGGCCAAUUUCGAUUGGAAGAUGUAUUUACAGGAUUAUGUCAAGGGAAUACGCCUUUAUAUAUUUAAGGACGAGCUAGAUAAUUUAGAGAGCAGCAAAUUGAAGUGGAAAAGGUUAUACUGGAUGCAUCAAAUUUUGAAAACAUUCAUCUUUGUAGGCAGCACUUGGACGAUUUGGAAAAUAUUUGAUAAAAUAUUUUCUUAACUCGAGCACGCACGUCCGAUUGCGUGCGUUUUCACAUGGUCAUGGAUAAGCGCGCGAUUUAGGUUUAUAAUUUCCCAUAUAAAUAGUUCUUUUAAAGAAUGCCAAAGUGAAAAUAUACGAAAAUGCAAAUAAAAUAUAUAUCGUAAUUAUUAAAACGCUUUAAUCGUAAUCUGUAACCGUAUCAUCGCGCACGACUACUGCGCACGACUCUUGCUCGAUCUCGAUCAAAAAUAUAUUUAUACUACUCUGGCAAAACAUGGAAAUUUUUGUAAAUAUACGUAUUUAUAAAAAUC